Molecule: messenger RNA, 1461 nt
Organism: Leptosomus discolor (cuckoo roller)
Lineage: Eukaryota; Metazoa; Chordata; Aves; Leptosomiformes; Leptosomidae
Source: RefSeq, a predicted model, not a curated record
UGCAAUAUGUUUAUUCUUUUAGAUAUCAAAAACGUGCUGGAAUCCAUUGGUUCAAAUAUUUCUACCUUCACAAAAACGCUCCCGUUUCAGCAGGUAUUAGCAGAUUUGAUGAUAUAUCUUACACAGAGUGAAGCAUACGUUCAAGAUUAUUUUCCAGUAGUAGAGCAGUAUGAUUUCUACAGGUGGCUGGGUUGUCUCAUUCUGUGCUGCAUAUUGGUCCUGAUUCUGGUCUUUUACUAUCUUGGGUUGCUGUGUGGCACCUGUGGUUAUGAUAAACAUGCUUCUCCAACAACCAGAGGCUGCAUCUCCAACACUGGAGGAAACUUUCUUAUGGCUGGUGUUGGAUUCAGUUUUCUUUUCUCCUGGGUGCUGAUGAUUGUAGUGGUGCUCACUUUUCUCACAGGUGGAAAUGUAGAAAAACUGGUCUGUGAGCCCUUUGAAGAUAAAACUUUAUUCAAGGUUUUGGAUACUCCCUACUUACUAAAUAAACACUGGAAAAACUAUCUUUCUGGCAUCCUGUUUAAAAAUCCAAAUAUUAACUUGACUUUUGAAAAAGUGUACAGUGAUUGCAAGGAAAACAAAGGAAUUUAUACUUCCCUUCACCUAGAACACUUGUUCAAUAUCAAUGAAUUUCUAAAUAUUACUAUGUAUACGGAAGAUGUAGCACUUAAAAUUGAACAUAUUCAGAUAAACCUCAGCAAAAUCAUUCUGCUGGAUGAAAUUGGGAAGGAGAAUCUUCUGAAUUUCAGCUCUUCAGGAAUAGAAGGGAUAAACUUUGCAGCAUAUUUGACAGAGAUCAAUAAAAGUGUUACCAAGGUUGAUCUUCUGUCAUUUGCUAAUGACUUAGAAGCAAGAGCAGACCAGCUGCCAAAAGGAGCACUGGAAAAUGCCUUAAAAGGACACGCAAACAACAUUCGAAUGAUUCAUAACCAGCAAGUCGUUCCGCUAGAGCAAGCUAUGAGCACUUUAAAUCAGAGCGUUCGGUUGCUGAAAAGGACAUCAUCUGAACUUACAGUUAAGGUGAAAAAUGUCAUUAGCGCUGUUAAUGCUGCCCAGCUUCUCAUAAAUAACAAUGCUUCUCUGGUUAUUGUCCAGGAGACAAAAAAGUACAUGGAUACCAUAGUUGGCUACUUUGAGCAAUACGUUGAGUGGGUCAAGGAGUCGAUUGCCAUGGAGGUAGCAGCGUGCAAGCCUAUUGCCAAUGUGAUAGAUACAGCAGUAGAUAUUUUUUUAUGCAGCUAUAUAACUGAUUCUGUGAAUACCUUCUGGUUUGGUUUGGGAGGCUCUUCAAUAUUUUUAAUUCCUGCCAUAAUUUUUGCUGUAAAACUCUCCAAAUACUAUCGUAGAAUGGACACAGAGGAUGUAUAUGAUGAUACGGAAAAUGGUAAUAAUGGUUAUCAUAAAGAGCAUUUAUAUGGUAUACACAAUCCUGUUUUUACAAGCUCUGUGGAACAGUGGUAA